CAUAUGAACACACUCUCUUUCUCUCUCCCACACACACACAUACCCACUUACCCAUAUAUGAACACAGGCACACCCACUCUCUUGGACUGAGACAGAGGACAGUGCAUGGAGUUGCAGCUGCGUAAAUAGACUGGAUCUCUAGAAGAGACAGGAACUUGGGCACCAUCAGUAGUCACAGAUUCCGUGGGACAUUUAUUCAUCAGGAUUCCAAGAUGAACUCAUUUUCAGCCAAAAUACAGUCCAAGAUGGAGCUAGCCAGGACAAUGAAGGAUGAGGAUAAACUGUACAGGUACAGUGGAGUUCUUUACCCUGUCAUCAUGAGCCCCGUGGAGAAUCUGAAGGCACUAGAAGACCUGGAUGCCCGGCCAGAUGAUAUCAUGUUAGUUGCUUAUCCUAAAUGUGGGUUCAACUGGAUGGUUGCUGUGCUCCGGAAAAUCAUCACAGCUGGAACUGGACAGAAAGCAGAGUCAAGGAUACCUCCACUUAUUGAGUUCUAUGGACCGGAAAUGAUUGAGCCCCUUGCCCAGGCGCCGUCACCGAGGUUUCUCGGAACCCAUAUGCACCCUGACAACAUUCCAAUGUCGUUCAGUGUGAAUAAAACAAAGAUGCUGGUGAUUUUCCGAAACCCUAAAGACACUGUAGUUUCAUUUUAUCAUUUCUCCAACAAGAAUCCUGUUCUGCCAUCUGCAGAGUCAUGGGACCGUUUCUACUCAGACUUUAUGAGUGGUGAAGUUCCAUGGGGCUCAUAUUUUGACCAUGCUUUGGCCUGGGAGAAGCGGAUGAAUGAUCCGAAUGUCAUGAUUGUCACUUAUGAAGAGUUGAAGCAGGAUCUGAGUGGAGGGGUUCGACGAGUCUCUGAAUUCUUUGGCUUUAACCUAGAUGAUAACACCAUUGAAACAAUAGCAGAGGGAAGCACGUUCAGAGCCAUGAAGGAGAGUUCAAAAGAUUCUCAUGGACAGAUGGGCAAUGUUUUUUUCAGGAAAGGAGAGGUUGGAGACUGGAAAAACCAUUUCAGCCAUGACCAGAGCGAGCAAAUGGAUACUGUAUUUGAGAGACAUCUUGGUGGAACAAAACUGGGGGCCCAGCUAAAUUAUGAGCUGCAUUGUAAAUGGUAAACAAAUGAAGAGAGUACCACUUUGUGUCUGUAAUAUGAACAGCAUCACAGCACUGGAGCAUUCAUACUAGGGGCAUUUCUUAAGACAUGGCUUCAGAAGGAGUAAGAAACUACAUGUAUAUUUUUAUUGUUUUUUUUUUUACAGAUUGUAGACUUUUGUUUUGUAUCUUUAUAACAUGAUUUGUACAUUAAAUAGACAUAAUCAAUUUCACAUAUCCAAUCA
Messenger RNA from Alosa sapidissima (American shad), 1337 nucleotides. Its product is annotated as sulfotransferase 6B1-like. Gene Ontology annotation, cellular component: cytoplasm. The record is from RefSeq and is a predicted model, not a curated record. Gene Ontology annotation, biological process: sulfation. NCBI's taxonomy places the organism in Eukaryota, Metazoa, Chordata, Actinopteri, Clupeiformes, Clupeidae. Bases 213 to 1115 code for a protein of 300 amino acids. Gene Ontology annotation, molecular function: sulfotransferase activity. The transcript has 7 exons.